AGGGCACAACGCUCGCUCACUCGUUCUUUCACUCCUGCUCGUGUUCGAGCUCUCUUCCCUCCGUCUUGUGCUCCUAAUCUGUCGAGUCCAAUUUGCUCGCCGUAGAGGCUCAGCAGGCAAAGUUUUUGCGCCAUGUUGAUCCCAAAGAAGAAUCGUGUCGAGGUGUACAAGUUUUUGUUCAAGGAGGGAGUCUUGUACGCGAAAAAGGACUUCAACGCCCCCAAGCACCCCGAGAUCGAUGUCCCGAAUCUGCAGGUUAUCAAGCUGAUGCAGUCCUUCAAGUCGAAGGAAUACGUUAGGGAGUCGUUCGCAUGGAGGCACUACUACUGGUACUUGACCAACGACGGUAUUGAGCAUUUGAGGACCUACCUUAACUUGCCAUCCGAGAUUGUGCCAGCGACAUUGAAGAAAUCCAACAGGCCCCCAACCAGGCCUAUUGGUGGUGGCCCAGGAGGUGACAGACCACCCAGAGGACCACCCAGGUUCGAAGGUGACAGGCCCCGAUUCAACGACAGGGAAGGUUACAGAAGCGGUGCUCCCCGAGCCCCGGGUUCUGGUUUUGGUGGUGGUGACAAGAGUGGCGCACCAGGAGAGUACAGACCUGAGUUCCGAGGAGGAGGCCCAAGCGGCGGUCGUGGUGGGUUCGGUCGUGGAGGCGGCGGAUUCGGAUCUGGUGGUGCCCCAGGCGCCCCGGGCGCCCCUGCUCUUGAGUAGAGCAUCAGCUAGGCCUGAUGAACAGAGGAAGGUCUAUGUUAGGUUGACACUGGAUUGCGAUGCUCUAGAUGUUGCCAGCAAGAUCGGAAUUAUCUAAACGGUAUUUUAAGAAAGACUUAGGACUUUGUUGUUCACGAAAUUCAAUACACUGCCCAAUAUUUUUUUGGCGAAUUCAAGUACUUCCGUUAUCUUUUCCAGCAGCAUGAGAUGAGAUGGUGAGUCGUCCUCGGGACCACCUAGCGAUGCGUCGAAAUUCUGAGGGAAUGUGAAAUCUUGACUCGCUGGAAACAGGCCUGGAGUGCAUUGCACUUUGUACAGCCUAGUAGAAGACUUGCGCAAGGGUAGUUUUUUUCUGAGUGGAUCACGCUGUCACGGCUGUGCGUAGUUUCUUUUGGGAUGAGACGCGAGAAUGCCCCUGUAAUUUAAAC
Marchantia polymorpha subsp. ruderalis is the source of this 1142-nucleotide messenger RNA. The record is from the annotation of a GenBank genome assembly. NCBI's taxonomy places the organism in Eukaryota, Viridiplantae, Streptophyta, Marchantiopsida, Marchantiales, Marchantiaceae.